Molecule: messenger RNA, 582 nt
Organism: Haliotis rubra (blacklip abalone)
Lineage: Eukaryota; Metazoa; Mollusca; Gastropoda; Lepetellida; Haliotidae
Product: NPC intracellular cholesterol transporter 2-like
Exons: 4
Coding region: 89-535 (148 amino acids)
Biological process (GO): sterol transport
Molecular function (GO): sterol binding
Source: RefSeq, a predicted model, not a curated record
UCCUGUGAUGGCUAAAUAAGAACAGUGGCAUUAACCUCGAGGUCUCUGAAAGGUUGUAAUUGUGCUGGACUUCACGCAUCCUUUGAAUAUGUUCCUGCGAGUGGCGGCCAUCCUGAUUCUCACUGUGGUGUCAUGUUCUGGAAAUCCUGUGACGGAGUUCGAGGACUGCGGUUCUACUGUUGGUGAAAUCAACCACAUAGACAUAACGCCCUGUGAGUACAGCUCCCGGUGUUCAAUUCCCCGGGGCAGCAGCGUCACUCUCGCCCUCAACUUCACCGCAAAUGCCGAGAUCACUUCAGCUAAAACCUCCAUAGCCGGAAUAAUUAACGACAACUUGUACCCAUUUCCGGUUCCGCUUGAUGCGUGUCAGCACAUGGAGUGUCCGUUACAGAAGGGAAGCCAGGCUUUCUACAAGAACUCAUUCUUCCUAUCAGCAGUACUACCACCGAUAAAUGCCACGGCCAAGUUCGAGCUGCUUGAUCAACUCGAGAGACGCAUCGUUUGUUUCACUGUUAAUGUAAAGCUGGCUUGGUGAUGUCAGCUGUCCAUAUCUAUAGUGAAUAAACAUCUUUUCGAACCAAA